CAAGUUCAAGCUGGAGGAAGACUACGAGCUGAAUGAGCCUCUGGCCAAACUAGGCAUGACAGAUGUGUUCUGUGAGCCGAAGGCCGAUUUGUCUGGCAUGAACGGUGAGAGAGGACUCUUCCUGUCUACAGUAGCCCACAAGGCCUUUGUGGAGGUGAACGAGGAGGGGACGGAGGCGGCUGCAGCCACAGCAGGCAUGGUAGCAUUUUGUAUGUUGAGGGAGGAACACUUCACAGCGGACCACCCCUUCCUCUUCUUCAUCAGGCACAAUAAGACCAAGUCCAUCCUCUUCCUCGGCAGGUUCUCGUCUCCUCAGUAGACUGAACCAGCGGAGGAAGAUGUUGGGCCAAUUUAGAUAAAAAUAUGCAAAAUCCUUGAAUUGAAGAUUCUAUGAAUUCAUAAGGGCUGUUUCUUCAGUCGAUAGUUCCAAUAAAGCGUGUUCGCAGUGAGGCCUGUG
Micropterus dolomieu (smallmouth bass) is the source of this 457-nucleotide messenger RNA. Its product is annotated as leukocyte elastase inhibitor-like. Gene Ontology annotation, molecular function: serine-type endopeptidase inhibitor activity. The record is from RefSeq and is a predicted model, not a curated record. Gene Ontology annotation, biological process: negative regulation of endopeptidase activity. Bases 56 to 319 code for a protein of 87 amino acids. Lineage: Eukaryota; Metazoa; Chordata; Actinopteri; Centrarchiformes; Centrarchidae. The transcript is spliced from 2 exons.